AGGGUUUCUUCUUAAAAACCCUAGCAGCGGCAAGCAAUCCCCAUCUUCUUCCCAGCGACUCAGAACUAGGGUUUCCAGUCUCCGAAGCUUCAACCAUGGCUGACGUUGAGACCGAUGUGCCGGUGACCGGAGUGCCGAAGAAGAGAACGUUCAAGAAGUUCAGCUUCAGAGGAGUCGAUUUGGAUGCUCUCCUCGACAUGUCCACCGAUGAGCUCGUCAAGCUCUUCACUGCCCGUGCUCGCAGAAGGUUCCAGAGGGGUUUGAAGCGUAAGCCCAUGGCUCUCAUCAAGAAGCUGCGCAAGGCGAAAAGGGAGGCCCCACCUGGUGAGAAGCCAGAACCAGUUCGCACUCACCUUCGCAACAUGAUCAUCGUACCAGAAAUGAUCGGAAGCAUCAUUGGUGUCUACAACGGUAAGACCUUCAAUCAGGUUGAGAUCAAGCCUGAAAUGAUUGGUCAUUACCUUGCUGAGUUCUCAAUCUCAUACAAGCCUGUCAAGCACGGUAGACCCGGUAUUGGUGCUACCCACUCUUCGAGGUUCAUUCCUCUCAAGUGAAGUCAAUGCCUGCAGUCUAGAUAUUUAGUCAUGUUAUGCUCCGAGGACUUCCAUUUUGAUCCAGUUUUUGUAUUUCUCUUUUUGUUGCUUUAAAAUGUUCUAAUACUGUUUACCUCAUUUUUAGACUGAAACUUGGAAGUUUAUAGUUUUGAGUUUAUGCUAUUUUUGGUGAUCCGGAAAUAUUUGAACUAGCUUUGUGAUCUUUAUCUUUAUUUCAUGCUGUGCUGUUGAUUGUGUGAACCCAA
Molecule: messenger RNA, 799 nt
Organism: Morus notabilis
Lineage: Eukaryota; Viridiplantae; Streptophyta; Magnoliopsida; Rosales; Moraceae
Product: 40S ribosomal protein S15-4
Exons: 4
Coding region: 96-554 (152 amino acids)
Biological process (GO): translation; ribosomal small subunit assembly
Cellular component (GO): ribosome; cytosolic small ribosomal subunit
Molecular function (GO): RNA binding; structural constituent of ribosome
Source: RefSeq, a predicted model, not a curated record